Molecule: messenger RNA, 1677 nt
Organism: Fukomys damarensis (Damara mole-rat)
Lineage: Eukaryota; Metazoa; Chordata; Mammalia; Rodentia; Bathyergidae
Exons: 3
Coding region: 267-998 (243 amino acids)
Source: RefSeq, a predicted model, not a curated record
UUGAAGCACUCUGUAGAAUGUGUGUAGGGGUUAGAUGAGAGGCUGGGAACAUGCCUGUCUUUUGCUUCCAGAAUACCUGUACCACCCUCUCCCCCCACCCUCUGGAGUUGAAGCUUCAUUUUAUCAACGGGAUUGGCUGAGGAACUGCCCCAGAGAUUAGUAAGAACACUCUGUCUGGGUGGCCAUAGAGGUGUGAACUUGGGGACUAUAUCUGGUUCCUAGCUCCUUCUCUUUAGGCCAUUCCCUUGCUCUGCUUCCCAGCCACCAUGAACCAAGCAGCUUUGUUUCACCAGCUGAUCUGCCAUGAUGUUUCUCAUUUGGAGCCAGCCAACCAUGGACUGAAAUCUGACACCAUGAGCCAAAAAAGCCUCUCCUCCUCUGAGUCAUUGGAUCCUGGGUAUUACAUCCCAGUGAUGGUAAAGCUGACAGAUACAUCCUCUACCCACACCCCACCUGAGCCAAGCAUGCAGAGGACCCUGGGUGGAUCCUGCUUCUUUAAUACCAAGUUUGAGCCUCUGGAAACCAAGUGCCAACCACGUUGCUGCCCCAGCUGCACUGCUGCAGCAGAACUGGGAACCAAGACGUGUCACCCAACGUUGAGGAAGUCUGGACAACUCAGGACUCUUUCCCCAUCUUCAAAUCUCUUCCGUCAUCACAUCCACAGUGUCCCUGUUGACCACCAGCACCAACGAUGGGUUCUGAGAAGAAGAGGGAGGAGGUGCGACCUGAUUUCCAAACGGCUGUUGCAGGAUGAUCAUCUGCAACCAUGGGGCAUAAGCAAAUCUCCAGCUGUGGCCAUAUCUUUGGAAAAUCACCUACGAUUCCAGGCACGACGAAUUCUCUUCUGCACUCUAGCACACACGGGUGGUGGUGAGGACCCUGGCUCUCUCGAGCUGUUGAGCUCCCCUGCCCUUGACACUGGGCCAAAGGUGGAGUGGGGGCUCUGUGCCAGCCCAGCGCUCACCUGGCUAGAAAGACUCCAUAUGACCUGGCUUUAAAACAGUGUCACUUUGUCAUUUGCAAUCCACAUGACUUUCUCUUGGGAUCUCUUUUUUCAUUCCAGAGGUAAGAAAAUCCUCUGAACCCAGUUUGCUUGUUUGUGGAAGGCAGGCAUUGACAGUAUCCUCCUCCCAGGUUGGUUUGGAAGAAUUCACUACUGUCCACAAAGAACCUCACACCCUGUGCAGGCAGCUGUUGAACAACCCGGGCAUGUUGCUGUCUUCCACCCUCACAUGAGAACACGGUUACUAGAUCACAGCUCACCUUUUGCUUUUCCUAGAGGAACCCACUUUCUGGCUCCAGCUGGAUACUGUGCUGUCUCCUCACCCUUGUCUGGUUUUCCCCGGAUCCCCUCUGGGCACCUCUAUAGCCUGGCUGGUUGUGGGGUUGGGUGGGUGGCCACCGUGCCACGUCUCCCCUCCUCUGACUGCAGGCAGGUGACCCUCCUGCCUAAGCCAGCACCCUGAAUCAUCAGCCCUCUGUUUCCUUCACAUCUGCCGUGUGGUUCUCAGCUGCUGCCCAGACUUUGUCUCCACAGAACAGCACAGAUUGUGCAGCACAAGGUGGGACCCUUGGGCUGGCCCUGCACUGAGGGGCCAUGAGACCUGUCCAUCAAGCCUCGGAGUCCUCCCUCUCCAUCGAGUUUUCCAUUACCAUGAGAAAUGGCCAUCAGCUGCU